AAUGAGCAUCCAGUUCCGUUCUCACAUACGGGGUGUGUGUGUGUUGUUCGAGGGAGUUCGAAACACUAUUUUGUGAUUUUAUUCCAGCCGAAGAGAGCUAUUUUAGCAUCAUGUCAGAGACAGAUGAACUGGCUGCUAAACUGAACCGUCGACAGGCGUUGAAUGAAGACGAAGAGAUGCCUAGACGCCAGAUGAAGGUUUUCAACCCUUACACCGAGUUCAAAGAAUUUACUAGGAAGCAGAUUAAAGAUUUCGAGAAGAUGUUUAAGACGUAUGAUGUAAACAAUGAUCACUAUUUAGAUGUUAUGGAAAUGAAGUUGUUGAUGGAAAAGUUAGGUGCUCCUCAGACACACGUGGGACUAAAGAACAUGAUCACAGAAAUUGAUGAAGACAAUGAUGGUAAAGUUUCCUUUCGAGAGUUCCUGUUGAUCUUCCGUAAAGCUGCUGCUGGUGAACUUGAAGAAGGAUCUGGCCUCAGUGAACUAGCUAGACUUGCUGAGAUUGAUGUGGAUGAAGUAGGGGUGGGUGGGGCAGCAAAGUUCUUUGAGGCUAAGGUCAAGGAGCAAGCUUCUUCAAACAAGUUUGAAGCUGAAAUUAAACAGGAGCAGGAAGAAAGAAAAAAGCAAGCACAAGAGGCCAAAGUCAGGAAGGAGGCUUUCAUGGCCAGGAAGGCGGCAUUUGGAGUCAGUUAAGGAUGACAAUAGUUUUGAAAUUUUGUGGUAGGACAGUUUUGUAAUAUUUUACUUUCAUUUUGUUUCUCUACAGUGGAAAUUCAGUAAACUAAAAAGCAAUGAAAAUGACCUUGUUCUGCAAAGUAUGCUUGUCCAGUUUCUAAUUUUUAUUGAAUCAGUUGAUGACGAGAUGCUAUAUGUUUAGCCACACUGUGGUUUUUACUUGAAAUUUGUAUUUGUGUUUUGCAUCUUUGCAUUCACUGCUCAUUGUGUGUACUCAGGUCUUAGGUUUGUGACAGGUAUAAGAAAACUGCUCUAAACUAGAUUUUAAUUGAAGGGAAUCACAUUAUUUCCUUCCAGGCAAUUAUUAGUUAAGAGUAGAUUGAAUUAGUAAGUUAAAAGUUGCAGAUUUGAUAGAGUGUAUCGUUUUCAAAUUGGACUUUGAAAGAUGAGGUCACAGUUGUUUUACUUUUGCAGCCCCUCUCGGCAGCUCAUAGAGUACAACCUACUCCAAGCUGUUAAGAGAGGUUGCUCACAGGUUAGAAGUUUUAAACCCAACAAUUUCAUUUGUCAUUGCCGUUGAUAUUAAUAAAGAUGGAAAUGUGUCAAUGACAUCUCACAGAUGUAAGCUUUCCAACCCACUGAGGUGAACUUCUUUUUCCUGUAAGUUCCAUCAAGAUGAUAAACCAACAGAAAAAAUUGCAACCAAUGAUUGAGCGGAGUCCACAUGUUAUUGAAAGGCAUAUUAAGUCGAGACUGUAUGAUUAUUUUUAAAAAUAAUAUUUAAAUGUUUACACACUGGUCAGUGAAAAUGCACAUUGCAUGGUCACUGUUACACAGAUGAUUAAACUCAUAAUAUUAUUGAAAUCUAAAGAUUUUUAAAAAUAUCCUCUUUUGUAGAAGAGGUGAAGAUUUCAGACUUAACCAACUUGAAUUUUAAUUGAGGUAAAUCGAGCAUUUAUUGAUGCAGAACUGUAUUUUUUUACCAUCCACACCUAACAUUUUUUUUUGUGAUAGUUAAUUUUGUGGACCUCGCAUUUUGCGGUGAUGAUGGAAUCUUGUUGUUGUGUUGCUGGGCCUGGAAAGGAAUACCAGUUUGACCUGUUUUGAUACUCCAUCCAACUAGUUAAACUCGUUUCUGAGUUUUGUUUUAAAUUUUGGAGUGGGUUGUCUCUAACUUUUCAUAUUGCUAGUAAACUUACAAUUACUUAAACAAAUACCACCAGCGGGGGAACUUCCAUAUGAAAAAGUUGGGGAAUGCUUUUUGUCACACCUAAAGGUAUAAAUCUUUGAGUCUGGUCUCACUUAGGGUGUUUAUGACAAAACACUGCUAUUUUUAGAAGUCAAAGUAUCUUUUAGGGUACACUUGAAAAAAUAAUAAAGAAGGCUCUUCCAUUUUUUGGGCUGGAUUUCUGCCACUCUCUCAAGCCUUUCUACUUGCACAGGCUUCUUUCCUGAAUAGAGGCUGGUAAUCGAGCAUAUUCUGUUUAAGUGGUAUCCUUCAGGGGUCAAACAAAGCUCAAGCCACACCCAUAUUGGACUCUUUGAGGGGUUUAAUUCAAAUUUUACAGCGAGCAUCGCUGACAUUUUCAUAUGGGAGUAUCCCCCUGGGAGAAUACCUUAGGUGCGUGCAACUUGUUACUUUUAUACUUUAUAUUCUACUAUACUGACAUUCUAGUUAGUAAAAGCGUGAUCUAGUAAUGCAAUUGAAAUUUUUCUCAAAAGAAUCUGGUGUGAGUUCAAGUGUGAUUGAUAGUUUUGAAUAAUAAAAAAUAUUUUAUCUCAAAA
This is a messenger RNA of Orbicella faveolata, 2459 nucleotides long. RefSeq names its product EF-hand domain-containing protein D1-like. The record is from RefSeq and is a predicted model, not a curated record. NCBI's taxonomy places the organism in Eukaryota, Metazoa, Cnidaria, Anthozoa, Scleractinia, Merulinidae. Gene Ontology annotation, molecular function: calcium ion binding.